AUGGCUCGUGUUGGUUGCAUCCCACACGGUACAACGGCGAUUGUCGUCCAGAUAAUUUUGUACUUUCUCGCUGCCUUUUUCGGAUAUUUCGUUGUCAUUCCUCUUGGAAUUACCCUGAGGAAUUUUCACGGAGCAUGUAUUCUAUUUGCCGAAAUAGUGCCCUGGCAAAAGUACGUUAUCUGGCCGUGGAAUGAACCUUCGUGUCUCUACAUCUUGUACAUGAACCUGGCCGUCAAUAUUUUCUACGCCACUUUCAUGGGAAUUGUCAACUUGCUCAUCUACUCAAAAAAAUGCUUGGAGAAAAAGAGCAUAUUAGAUUGGAACAUUAGUUAUAUAUUGAGAGCGUUCAAUCCUGUCUUCUUAGUCAUCAACUUCUUCAUCAUGUUUCUUGAAAUCUCUGGAGCCAGUGUCAUAACCGCCGGCUUCUCAGACUUUUGCAACAGAACUGAGACGUUCAUCAUGAAACAUCCUAAUGUUCUUGAGUUGGGUCUCCAGAAAGACAUCAACUACAACUGUCGGAGCCUUGGUAAGGAAUCAUUAUUUUGGAGCAAGUUAUCAGUUGUGAGGGGUGUGACACACGGAGUCAGAGGGCACAGCUUCUAUGGCUGUCUCGUCGUUGCUUCAAUAGCGUCAUGGAUCCUGUUUAUUCUGUGGUUGGCUCAGCUGGCACUGAACGUUCUAAUGACGUGCAGAGUUUGUUCGUGCGAAGUGGCCGAGGAGAAGAAGAAACCUGACAAGACAGCCAUCAUCGCUCAGAGGAGGUCUCAAUUCGCCACCCCGAUCGCCACACCAGGGGGCAUGAUUACUCCAUCAAGAGGGCUCAGCCUUCCCAAUCCCAUGGGGGCACAAUACAAAAGUAUGACACCCAUGGGUGGGAGUUAUCCACCCCCUAGAGAUAAUAACGAUCCUCCCGCUUACGCCAGAGUUCCGGAAUCUUCGAUGGCAGCCGGAGUGAGGCCACCGCAUUCUCCUGCCGAGUCGAGUACUCCACCUAAAAAGGAUCUAUCCCUUGUGGACAGUCCCUCUCCCAGGCAACUGCCACCACCGAAACAAAAACAAAUUUAUCGUAAAAACGCACCGUCCGGUGGUUUAUAG
This is a messenger RNA of Helobdella robusta, 1095 nucleotides long. RefSeq lists its product as hypothetical. The record is from RefSeq and is a predicted model, not a curated record. The coding region runs from base 1 to 1095 and encodes 364 amino acids. The transcript is spliced from 5 exons. Lineage: Eukaryota; Metazoa; Annelida; Clitellata; Rhynchobdellida; Glossiphoniidae.